UGCAGAGACGGUGUAUAUUUUAAAUCAAAGCGUUACACUAUGAGCAAGCAGCUAUCAGCUGAGUCGCUGCCUAUAUUCCAAGAAGGAAUAUUUCUUAUCCUCUCCAGAUGGUCGGCUCUGCAAUUAGCCGUUGAGAAUGAGUGGGGUGGCCGUGGCUCUGGACAAUUAGCUGACCAGCUUGGUUCCGAUAUCUUCUCCUGGUUCACUCAAUCCAAGGAGCCUUUAUAUAUUGAUGAUUUAGAAAAUAUCCUGGAUGAAGGCAUGCUUUCUCUCAAUACCAUGAUUGAGGAUGGCAGCGUUGAAGAGGUUGCAGAAAAAUUAAUGAUCAUGCAUGAAGAGUGUUUGGAAGGUAACUAUAACUAUAUUGAAAAGUUGAGGCAAGCAGGUCCUAGAACUGGAGCUCAUCAACAUAUCAGAAAGGCUGCAGAUGAUGAUAGUGAUGAAGAAGAAGAAGAAGAAGAAGAAGAUGUGGACGAUAGAUCAAACAUGGCUGUUGAUGCACCACCUAAAUUUCAGUCAAAAGCAAAUCAAGUAAACAUGCAGGUUGAUGAUGGUAGCCAGGAGGCUCAAGGAGAAGACGGAUGGACUGUUGUUUCAUCUAGGAAAAACCGUAGUAAAAAGAAUUAAAUUAAAUCAAUUUUGUAAUUUACCUUUUUUUUUUCUUCCUUCACCUCCUCAGUCCUCCAAUAUGAUGUGUUCCUGUGGCAGUUUUGGUAUCCUAAUCAUUCUUGUGCUUUACUAGUGUGAUACUCUACCAGGUGAACUCUUUUUGAUCGUCUGUGAUACCGUGAGAAAACUGUGUGAGCUUGUUUAAUAUUAAUGAUUUUUGAAUUUUAUAAAAUUGAAAUUCAUUUGUAGAA
This is a messenger RNA of Hevea brasiliensis (rubber tree), 860 nucleotides long. RefSeq lists its product as uncharacterized. The record is from RefSeq and is a predicted model, not a curated record. Lineage: Eukaryota; Viridiplantae; Streptophyta; Magnoliopsida; Malpighiales; Euphorbiaceae. The transcript is spliced from 4 exons. Gene Ontology annotation, cellular component: nucleus. Gene Ontology annotation, biological process: maturation of SSU-rRNA from tricistronic rRNA transcript (SSU-rRNA, 5.8S rRNA, LSU-rRNA). Bases 40 to 627 code for a protein of 195 amino acids.